Messenger RNA from Olea europaea var. sylvestris, 553 nucleotides. Its product is annotated as kinesin-like protein NACK1. Gene Ontology annotation, biological process: microtubule-based movement. NCBI's taxonomy places the organism in Eukaryota, Viridiplantae, Streptophyta, Magnoliopsida, Lamiales, Oleaceae. The transcript is spliced from 5 exons. Gene Ontology annotation, molecular function: microtubule motor activity; microtubule binding; ATP binding. The record is from RefSeq and is a predicted model, not a curated record. The annotation marks the transcript as partial.
CACUGUGAGAUCUUAUGUUGCAAGCUUGAACUUUGUAGAUUUAGCUGGGAGUGAAAGGGCAUCACAGACAAAUGCAGAUGGUGCCCGGCUUAGGGAAGGCUGCCAUAUCAAUCUUAGUUUAAUGACUCUUACAACAGUAAUUAGGAAGCUCAGUGUGGGAAAACGAAGUGGCCAUAUACCCUACCGAGACUCGAAGCUUACACGCAUAUUGCAGCAUUCACUGGGAGGAAAUGCACGGACUGCCAUCAUAUGCACAUUGAGUCCAGCGUCAAGUCAUGUUGAACAAUCUCGUAACACUCUGUACUUUGCUAGCCGAGCAAAGGAAGUGACUAAUAAUGCUCAAGUUAACAUGGUAAUUUCAGACAAACAGCUUGUCAAGCAUUUGCAGAAAGAAGUAGCAAGGCUCGCAGCAGAACUACGCACACCAGAUCCAUCGAAUGAGAAAGAUUUCAAAAUUCGGCAGAUGGAGAUGGAAAUUGAGGAACUGAGGCGUCAAAGGGAUCUCGCACAAUCUCAUGUGGAUGAGCUAAAACAAAAACUUAACGAGGAUCAG